AAACUGACGUUUAGCAAUGCAAACAUGGCGUCGUAAAAUUGGUGAAGUAUCGGUGAUUCUAGUAAGUUUUUCGUGUUUUUGGAUGUUUCAAAAUUGUUCUGUGUGUGAUCUAAAUGUUUCUAAUCAUACAUGAAUCAAUGUAUAACAAAGAUAUGUCAAAAAUUUGAUUAGAUUGGUUAUGAAAAUCUAUUAUAUUUAUUUGCAAAUCAGGGGAAGUCUAGUUUGACAAGACGAAAAAGAAGAAAGCGAAAAUUGGUAUAAAAUAAAGAGCACAAGAAUAGUGUUUGACAGACAAAGCGACGACAAAAAAAAACAAAGACGACGGCAUCGACGUCAACGUCGGCAGAAUGAGCAGGUGUCGCUGGCAGUGACUGAGGACGUGGGCUACUGAAGAACUACUAAACUUUUCUCUUUGUAAACAAAAGCAGGAAUGAGCAUUUCAUGGUUUUUCGUAACAAUUGCGUAAAUUAAUUACUGCAUAUUUUGCAUACCUCACGAGCUCAGAAAAAGCUUUCAAGCGCAUAGAAAUAGGAACAGACAUUUUAAUUAAAAGCUACGUACAUAUUUAAAUAACUAUUUGUGAGGCGAAACAUUUAACGCUAAGAAAACCUCAAUUCGCAUGAGUUUUUACUAAUUAAAACACAUGCCCAUGGCAACGAGUUCAUCUGCGGCAGCUGCAUCGGCGACAGCUGUCACUGCUCCAUCGUCGUCCAUUAGUACACUUAGCGGUAGCAGUAGUAGUGGAGGUAGUGGUGCACCAUUAAUUAAUGCAAAUGCAGCGCAAUUUCGAGAAAUACACAAGAACACUUGGCUUAAAAGACUGACUGCUGAAGGCAAAAAAAUCACAGUGGGCCCUAAGAAAUCUGAUCGCAGUUGGGUUGUUUUCUGUGUACACGAUGAUACCGACGCGCUUUUGGAGGGAUACGCAGAGCCUCGCCAAGCUGCUUCCCAUAAUCCCGAAUGGAUUGUUUCGAUGCAGGACACAUUGCACAUCUCACAUGCGCUCAUUCCCAAUUCGCACGAAUUCGAAUUUGUCGUCACGCUUGCUAAUGAAGUGAUACGCUUCCAUGCAAUGUCAUGGGAAAUUAUGCAAGAAUGGGUAGAUACGCUGCGUUCCAAAUUACGAGAGAUGAAAAUUCUGUCGCCACGUGAGAAUCUCUAUACAAAGCUACCUGAAAUACGUGCGCCACUCUUACCAACUCGUGAUCCAACAUCACCAUUGCCAGCACCCCCACCGGUGCCAGCUGCCAUUGUGCCAGGAGUGGAACGCGUUGUGCCGCCAAGCUUGGCGCAAGAUAAUUCUACUAGCGAAAGACGAAAUUCAAAUACUGCAGCCACAACUUCAACAAUAACACCAUCAGUGACUACAUCAGCAACAUCCUCCCUAAGCAGUGAUGUAAAUAGAGUAAAUGCCCCAAGCAAUGCUGGGACGACUGUUGCAAAUACAAGCACUGGCAGCAGUACCUCUACGACUAAUGCGUCAGCAAUUUCAACUCAUACGACUGUAUUACCAGCACUAACUUCCAUGUCGAACACACUUACACAAAAUCUGCUAAACAUGCUCUCAGAUCCUAUAAGCGCCUAUAGUGAACAAAUAAAUGAAGUUUCACACAUGGAUGAUUCGAGCACUGUUGGCGAUCCACAGGACUUGCAUUACGACGACGAGUUUCAAUCACUCAUCUUGAGAAAACAACUGCAACAAUAUGAUCCUGUAGGGCCAACAACAAGUACCGACAACAGUAUUCGUGUGGAUAUUGGACAGCGUACUUCAGCUGAAUCAAUUAAGAACUGGGAAUGUUUGAUGCAGCCCGAUUGUUCCUUGUCUACAAGGCUUCAAACGUCUCGUUCCUUAUCCGCCGGCGCUGCAGAUUCGUCACGAAAACAUACCGCAAAAUCAUCAGGAACUCAUAAUGUUUCUACCACCUCUAGUAAUGAUAAUAUUACAGCACUAGAGAUUAGCACAGAUCCUCAAGUUGAACCAUGGCAAAAUACUUCAUUUUCGUCAACUAAUAAUGAUUCAAUUGAGCAGCUAGACUUAGAUAAAAUGAACAUCACCAUCAUACAGGUAUCGACCAACGAUAACGAUUCGAAUGAACUUGCAAAACCGAACGAAACGAAAACCAGUGCGAAAAUGUCCAGUAAACGAGUGACAGGAGAAAUUUUCAAGUUCCCUGAAACGACACAGCCUGAGUACAAAAGUAAUGUACAAAUUAUUCCGUCCACUAAAGCAAAUAGUAGUACAAUUCAAGUAGUUGGCACUACAACUAUUAAUGCUACAACCACUACCACAACAACCCAAUAUGCGACACCAGCAAAAAAGAAUAUCCAGGGCAUUACUGCAUCAACAACAGGUACAACCGCGGAGGAGCUUAAGAUAACAACAGUACAUGUAACUGGAAAUACGCCAGCAGUAACGGCAAGUGACAAUACUGUGUCCUUAUAUGGCACUUGCUACACAACAGAGUCGAAUGCAUCUCAUUCACAGGCAGCUGUUGUUGGAGGUACACCAAAAAUGAUGAAAAAAAUCAUAUUGUCGGCCAAUACCUCUGGUAUAACAAAUAUAACAGUGAAUAAUACUAGUGUGUUGACAAAAUCGGAAAAUCGCGCCACAGCUGAAGAUGCAACAAUCAAACACAAUAUAGGUUCGGUGCAUUAUGAAAAGGUUUUUCUAUCGACUAGCGUUCCGCCGACACAGGAAAUGGCAACAAACGCUACAGUCGUAAGCACAGCGAUGUGUACAACGUCGAUACUCUCCCCUACUGUGAUUAGUGAUCUGCCGGCUCACACACGUACAGUUGAGGUCUUGCCCAAUUCAGUUGGAAACCCAUUGAACGAUGGCCCUUCCAAGCCUUCUUCCCCUAAACCGGUAGCCGAUGGACAAAAGCAAAACAAAUACACAACAUCAACGCAUACAGUUAGCCCUUCAACUACUACUAGCGAGGAAAUGCCAUCGCUGCCGCCAAAAAGUCGACACAAAACAAUCCAGUCUCCUCUAAUGACGCGAGCUCAUCCGCCUAACGGCAGUCCGGCAUCAGAUAGGCGUCGCAUAGCAACACCUACAAAUAUACUGACUCGUACAGUCACGUCCUCACCACCACCGCCGUCACAUCUAAUUGUUGCAGCUACGACGCAGCACAACGCUCCUACUAUCACCACGAACACAACAUCUAUGGCGCAUCCCUUGCCAACUCGUAGUCACCUACUAACGCGCGGUCUUACAGAAGCUGUGAUAACGACUCGACCGAGUCGCAGAGAUUUUCAUUUACUUAAAACUGUUGUAGGAAAAGGCAAGUCUGCAGCUGGGAGUGGUAAUAAAAGUAACUUGACAGCGACAUUUAAUAACAAUGGCGACAGCACAUCAGCAGCAACCGCCAGUGGCAGCUCAAAUGUGCCACAAUCCGGUCGUAAUCGUAAUUGUGAUUUGCUGGAACAACGUCGACGUAGCUCUUCCACUUCGGAUGCACGCACAGGCGUGGCACGUGGCGCCAAUAACAAUGAACUUCCUGGUGGGCGUAAUAUAGCGCUACGAUUUCAACAGCCGCCCCAACCAUUUCGCAGCGUAGAGAAUGGGAUAAUAAAUGGUGGUGGUGGAGGCGGCUGUGGACCUGGUAGCAACGUGGGUAUAUCGUCUCCGAUGCCUCCACACAGCGGUGCUACUAAUUCACCAGCGAAUAAACGCAUGACAUUGCGCGAACACCAAGUCAUGCAACUACGACGUGAAAUUAUGCACCCGGGCGGUGUGCGACUGCAGCUGCGUCGAAAAGACUGCGUUGGUUCCAUUGCUUGGGUAGAUGCAUUUGGUGCUGUAUGGGUAGCAGGUUGGAAGCAAAAGGAACAUCCGGUGCUCUAUAAUGCAUUACAUGUUGGGGAUCAACUUCUCUCUAUAGCCGGUACAGCGGUAACUACUGCGAGUGAGGCAAAUAAAAUUAUUCGCAACACUAACACGCUUUUCGUCGAGGUGCUCGUACGUCGUAUACCAUUCGGUCGCGGCUACGCUAUACGACGAGAACGUGAGGGUCAGUGUUUGGGUCUAAUACGGGAUGGUAAUUCAGCGACCAUUGUCGAUGUAGUGCCAAAUAGCUUAGCUGCACGGCACGGACUGCCGCCUAAGGCACAAUCUUGUGAUGGUACAACACUUACAUUUUGGGUACUUACGGAAAUCAAUGGACGUCCUUUGAAUUUGUACUUCAAAGAAAAUGAGAUACGUGAUCGCCUUAACUCGGUGGGUCGUGAUAUUUCCAUACUGGUGCAACCUUCUGACUUAAUAACAAAAUUGAAAAAGCAAUUAAAAUCGUUACGUGGCUACAAGGACUAUCUGGUACAAUAAGGCAAUACAGCAUCGUGAGUAUAGGCAGCACACCAGAUUCGCUCAAAACAUUCCAUUAACCAAAAAGAGUUAGAAUAUUUAGCAAAAAAAAAUUUAGGAAAUUCAAAGUUAAGACAAAAUAACAAAACCAUUUUGUUUGCUACAAAAGUCGGUUGUAACAAUUUUGAACGCGAAAAAAUUUACUAUUUGGACUUAAAUAUUUUUCCUGCACAUACACACAUAAGUAAGUAUUCAAAGUUUAAUAUACAUAUUUAUUAGUAUAUUCAACACCAUAGGUACCCUCAUUUAACUUCAAAAGUAACUAGAGUAAGAAAAGAAAAGUCGGUUUGCAGAAAUAUAGUGAAGCAAUCAUAUACUGGAAUUGUAUGCCGUUCAUUAUCAUAAGUGAAAGUUGAAAAAAAUAAUAACCACACACACACACAUUUAUAAGAAUAAACAUUCCAUUUACACGACAAUUUUAUGCAAAUUAUUGAGGCGAGUCAGUUUAGCCAUUAACUAGAUAUAAAAAGUGAUAGUGGGAAAUGUUCAUAUAUCUACUAUAACUACAUGCAUACGUACACUUAUACAUAGGUAUUUUUGUAACUUCAUAAUCUCUUAAAAAUCAAAUGCAUACUAACUAGAUCUGAAUUUAUGUAUAAGAAAUUUUUGAAACACUUAACUAUGAUUAAAUGAAAAAAAA
This is a messenger RNA of Rhagoletis pomonella (apple maggot), 5006 nucleotides long. Its product is annotated as mucin-5AC. Lineage: Eukaryota; Metazoa; Arthropoda; Insecta; Diptera; Tephritidae. The coding region runs from base 644 to 4327 and encodes 1227 amino acids. Gene Ontology annotation, cellular component: plasma membrane; cytoplasm. The record is from RefSeq and is a predicted model, not a curated record. The transcript is spliced from 9 exons.